Messenger RNA from Formica exsecta, 2088 nucleotides. RefSeq lists its product as uncharacterized. The record is from RefSeq and is a predicted model, not a curated record. NCBI's taxonomy places the organism in Eukaryota, Metazoa, Arthropoda, Insecta, Hymenoptera, Formicidae. The transcript has 3 exons. Bases 528 to 1721 code for a protein of 397 amino acids.
UAACACGUCGCCCCUCUGUCUGGAGCGCUCUGCUACACUCAUGCGACUCCGAUGAUGACACCGUGAUCGAACCAGCAGCGGGACGACACUAGGAGAAUUGUCGCAAGCUUCUUCAAAGCUUUGCCAGCGAAUAAAUAUAAGCACGGUUUAUAGUUGAACCAAAUUGUGUGUUUGUCAGCCAUCAUACGUUACUACGAGUCCAUAUAACUAUGUCCUGUAUUUAUUUCUGAUGUCUUGCCUAAAUGACAUAAAUAUCAAUCACUUGUCAAUGAUACGUGUGCCUCGGACUUUGUAAAUUACAAAACUCUUUUUCGUGUCGGAAGAGAGGAAACGAAAGUUUGGAAUGUAAGAAUGUUUCUUAUCGAAUCCGAGUGCUGCAUUAUUCUAAAGCACAUGGGUUUAAUCUUUUAAGCAAAGGACAACAGGAGACCUGUGCAAGUCUUGUUAUCUUAUCGUAUCGAACAGAGUUGAAAAGUUAAAGUAUGAGAAGCCCAGUGGAGGAAAAUGGAUACCGAUAAAGUAUCAGCAUGCGUGAAAAGUCAGCAGAAUGUCAUGCUCACGCAGCUCACGUGAGGGGCACGACAGAGAUGUGCUCGCGUGAUCCGUCUACAUUGCACCCAACCCUUGCCAAGGCAAAUGGUAAAAAUUCAAGUCCCCAGCCAGCUCAUCAUACGGAAGCACGUAUUGAUAAUAAUCUUCCGCCGACUCCGGGAGGCCGCUUGAAAUUCUUUAAAGAUGGGAAAUUUAUCUUGGAACUAUCUCAUCGCAGGGAUGGAGAGAAGACUACAUGGUUUCCUGUGCCAAAGAAAACUUUUUGGCCACCCACUAGCACUAUUCCAAAUCGGCAGGAGAGCUCUACUUCCCUUAGUGUUUCCGAUGAUAAUUCGUCGAUCCAGUCCAGUCCUUGGCAGAGAGAUCACUGCUGGAAACAGACUCAUCCCCGACGCAGGAUAACCACGGAAUUUAAUUUUUACUAUCGCCGAAAUCCGAAGACUCGCCUAUGCGCUCAUCCUCGUUUAAUAGCGAAGAAACGCAGAUGUCCGUUAGAUCCUUCAACCGCAAUUCUCGUUCCGGAAUCAACGGUAGUUUAUCCGACGAAGAUAUCUCGGAAAUUGAUAAACGGCACGUCAUCGUCGGGCAAGGUUCUGGGUCUAAUCAUCGAUAAACUGUCACGUCUGCUGGAUCCUAAUGUUGUAUCGCCUCGCAAACGUAUACUUCGAGAGCUGGAAAGAGUCUCGCUGGAGGAUCAGGCGUCCAAGAGACGAGCCACUCCGCAACCGGUUUGCACGACCAGUGCGCCGCCGACUCCCUCUGCGAAACAACUGUCAUCGUAUAGUAUAACGAGUAUCCUGGGGGAGGACAAGCCGAGUCCCGAGCCAGGCUUUUUGAGAACAUUGCUGAAGCCAGAUGAUCGGCAGCCUGUAAAAUACUCAUCGACCAACACUUAUCCGAGGGUACGAAUCGAUCCCUAUAUUGGGUCUAGCAAUACAUCCGUUCAUCAUCCGCUCUAUGGAUUACCGAUGUUGCCUCCUGGACCAUAUAGAACGGCGCCUCUAUGGAUGGCACCCCAUUAUCCGUCUCCCGUCCACUAUCCGCCUCCUAUGCAAUUGUAUGCACCGCCACAUCCUCAUCCAUCAUCCCCACAUUAUAAAGACUACAGGGAACAAACUCUCACACCUCCUUCAGAUAUGCCUCUGAAUCUGUCGAAGCAUGCGGGUUGAAUCUCAGGAUCCCAAUAGAGUUGGUGCCUUAUCGAUGGAUGGAACACUAUGCAAACACUGCCCGUGCAACGACAAUGCGAUAUAUUAGUAUUUUUUUAUUCAUAAAACAAUAGUAUCUUCUUAGUAAAUAGAGAUAUGAUGAGAAGCCAGAUUGUUGGAUUCUGGGAGAGCUGUACUUGUAUAUAUAAAUGCAUAAAUUGUCGAUGGCGGCAUAGGUAUUUUGUAUUAAUAUUGCAAGAUUUUGAAAAGGAGGAAAUUACACGAGUGGUAUAAUAUACAAAAACAAAAAAAAAACAUGGGGAAAAAUGCCACUCUAAGUGUGUGUAUACGUUACACAUGUUUUUAUCAUACGCGACUUGUGAAUGAA